Haliotis rufescens (red abalone) is the source of this 808-nucleotide messenger RNA. RefSeq lists its product as uncharacterized. The record is from RefSeq and is a predicted model, not a curated record. The transcript is spliced from 2 exons. NCBI's taxonomy places the organism in Eukaryota, Metazoa, Mollusca, Gastropoda, Lepetellida, Haliotidae. Bases 70 to 786 code for a protein of 238 amino acids.
UAGUUCCUGUUUUAUGUUUAGACGUGCCAGUCGUGGACCCGGCGUUACUCGUACGCCCUACCCCUUGAGAUGAUCUAUAGUACCCCGAUGUUCACCUGGAACCCAUUCGGCAUAAACUUCUGGAAAAGGGGGACACAGGCUAAAGACCCCAAAAGGGUGGGAGGCCAAACGCCCGAGACGGCAUACAACGAUUCCAGCUAUGCCAACUUCUACCACACGCCUGCUGGGUUGUUCUCGGGCAAAGAAGUGGCCACGGAUCCUUCUGACACCACCAAGAGCAAUGUUGGAGUGCUGGACAAACACGGGAAUGUGCAGCGGGUGGCGGCUUCGGGCACUAGGAUCGUCCUUCCCAAUAUCCCGGGGGUAGGGAAAAUCAGGAUGCGGUACCCCAUCGUGCCAGUCCAUAUGGAGGGGUCUGGUGUGUGGAAGGAGCUUGACGCUCUCAAGGACAUGUUAAUGGACAUACAAAAGUACAAGGGACUUUUUCAUCAUCAUCCAACCCUCACCGACUCCAGCAACGGCACUCAAUCCUCUGAGAAAACGCUACACCUGAGAACCGGCGCCGCAACCAGGACCCCUCCAGGUCCACACGUCCAUGACAUCUUCUUGUCCCCCGACGUUCAGGAGUCUAUGAAACAUGGAGAGCGCAAGACGAUGGUCACAAGCGAAGCUCUAGGUCACACCCAUCAGCUGAUACUAAGCUACAAAAACACGUACUCCAUCUUAUGGUGUGAUGGACAGACGCACUGCUGGGACGGUCAUCCUAUGAAUUUGUAUCCAGCGUGAACUGUAUCCAUGGACUAGCAUC